AACUUGACAGAGUCAGUAGGAAGUUUCUGCUGGGGUCUGGAGUGGAACUAGAUAAAGCAGACCGUCCCUGUAUGACUGGACACUAAAGCAGAACCUAGGAUACAAAGAGUCUUCAUGUCUAAUAUUUAGACAUGUUCAGCUUUGUGGAUUCCCGGUUACUGCUUUUGAUAGCAGCAACUGUUCUACUCACCAAAGGCCAAGAUGAAGAAGAUGUCGAACCUGGAAGCUGCACACACAAUGGAAAAAUCUACCAAGACAAAUCACUUUGGAGGCCUAAAAAGUGUGUGUUGUGCCUGUGUGACUAUGGUACCCUACAGUGUGAUACCAUUGUAUGCUCAGAUGUGUCAGACUGCCCCAAUGCUGUAACCCCUCCAGGCGAAUGUUGUCCAGUUUGUCCUGGAUCCGAUUCUAUUCCUGCUUACUCAGAUGUCACCGGUGUAGAGGGUCCUAAAGGAGAUCCAGGCCCAAGAGGAGAAAGGGGACCUCCAGGCCCCGCUGGCAAUGAUGGCAUCCCCGGACAACCUGGCCUCCCUGGACCUCCAGGCCCCCCUGGUCCCUUUGGCCUUGGUGGAAACUAUGCUCGUCAGAUGUCUUUCGGUUAUGAUGAAAAAUCUGUUGGCGGCCUAGCUGUUCCUGGCCCAAUGGGUCCAGCUGGUCCUCGUGGUCUUCCCGGACCCCCUGGCGCUCCUGGCCCCCAAGGUUUCCAAGGUCCCCCUGGCGAGCCUGGCGAGCCUGGUUCUUCUGGUCCAAUGGGUCCUCGUGGUCCAGCCGGUCCCCCUGGCAAGAAUGGAGAUGAUGGUGAAGCUGGAAAACCUGGCCGUCCUGGUGAGCGUGGUCCUCCUGGCCCUCAGGGUGCCCGUGGCCUUCCCGGAACUGCUGGCCUCCCAGGCAUGAAGGGACACAGAGGAUUCAGUGGUCUUGAUGGUGCUAAAGGUGAUGCUGGACCUGCAGGCCCCAAGGGUGAGCCUGGCAGCCCUGGUGAAAACGGUGCUCCCGGACAAGUAGGCCCACGUGGUCUUCCUGGUGAGAGAGGACGUCCAGGCCCUGCUGGCUCAGCUGGUGCUCGUGGUAACGAUGGUGCUGCUGGAGCUGCUGGUCCCACAGGUCCCACUGGCCCAGCUGGUCCCCCUGGAUUCCCUGGUCCUGCUGGUCCUAAGGGUGAAACUGGUCCUCAAGGUGCUCGUGGUGGUGAAGGCGCACAAGGUGCUCGUGGAGAGCCUGGUGCUGCUGGUCCUGCUGGCGCUGCUGGCCCUGCUGGAAAUCCUGGUUCUGAUGGUCAACCUGGUGCCAAAGGUGCACCUGGUGCUCCUGGUAUUUCUGGUGCUCCUGGCUUCCCCGGUGCUCGUGGAGCAGCUGGCCCACAAGGUCCCACUGGUGCUCCCGGUCCCAAGGGUAAUAGCGGUGAACCUGGUGCUCCUGGAAACAAAGGAGAUGCUGGAGCUAAAGGCGAAGCUGGUCCCGCUGGUGUUCAAGGCCCCUCUGGUCCACCUGGUGAGGAAGGCAAGAGAGGAUCCCGUGGUGAGCCAGGACCUUCUGGAUUGCCUGGACCUGCUGGCGAACGUGGUGCUCCUGGAAGCCGUGGUUUCCCUGGUGCUGAUGGCAUUGCUGGUCCCAAGGGCCCCCCUGGUGAACGUGGAGCUCCUGGCCCUGCUGGACCUAAAGGAUCUACUGGUGAAGCUGGACGGACUGGUGAGCCUGGUCUUCCUGGAGCCAAGGGUCUGACUGGUAGCCCUGGUAGUCCUGGUGCUGAUGGCAAGACUGGACCUGCUGGCCCCGCUGGUCAAGAUGGUCGCCCUGGACCUGCAGGUCCACCUGGUGCAAGAGGUCAAGCUGGUGUGAUGGGAUUCCCUGGACCUAAAGGCUCUGCUGGCGAACCUGGCAAACCUGGUGAGAGAGGUGCUCCCGGAGCCACUGGAGCUAACGGUGCUCCUGGCAAAGAUGGCGAUGCUGGUGCCCAAGGUCCUCCAGGCCCAGCUGGUCCUGCUGGUGAAAGAGGUGAACAAGGUCCCUCCGGUGCUCCUGGCUUCCAGGGUCUUCCUGGUCCCGCUGGUGCCCCUGGUGAAUCUGGAAAGCCUGGUGAACAAGGUGUCCCUGGUGAUGUCGGUGCUCCUGGUCCUUCUGGUGCAAGAGGCGAGAGAGGUUUCCCUGGUGAACGUGGUGCCCAAGGUCCUGCCGGUCCUUCUGGACCCCGUGGUGCCAAUGGUGCCCCGGGUAAUGAUGGUGCUAAGGGUGAUGCUGGUGCUCCUGGAGCUCCUGGUGGUCAAGGUCCUCCUGGUCUUCAGGGUAUGCCUGGUGAACGUGGUGCUGCUGGUCUGCCUGGUGCCAAGGGAGAUAGAGGUGACCCAGGUGCCAAAGGAACUGAUGGUUCUCCUGGCAAAGAUGGACCUAGAGGAUUGACUGGACCCAUUGGCCCACCUGGACCAGCUGGUUCUCCUGGUGACAAGGGUGAAAGUGGUCCCUCCGGCCCUGCUGGCCCCACUGGUGCACGUGGUGCUCCUGGAGACCGUGGUGAACCUGGCCCUGCUGGACCUGCUGGAUUUGCUGGACCCCCUGGAACUGAUGGACAACCUGGCGCUAAAGGUGAACCCGGUGAUGCUGGUGCUAAAGGUGAUGCUGGUCCUCCUGGUCCCGCUGGAGCUACUGGUCCUGCUGGCCCUGCUGGUCCUGUUGGUGCUCCUGGCCCCAAAGGUGCUCGCGGAAACGCUGGUCCCCCUGGUGCUACUGGAUUCCCUGGAGCUGCUGGAAGAGUUGGACCUCCUGGCCCAUCUGGCAACAUUGGUCUUCCCGGCCCACCUGGCCCUAGUGGAAAGGAAGGAAGCAAAGGACCCCGUGGUGAGACUGGACCCGCUGGACGCCCUGGUGAAGUCGGACCUGCUGGCCCACCUGGACCUUCUGGUGAGAAGGGAUCUCCUGGUGCUGAUGGACCUGCUGGUGCCCCUGGUACUCCUGGCCCACAAGGUAUUGCUGGACAACGUGGUGUAGUUGGUCUUCCUGGACAACGAGGAGAGAGAGGAUUCCCUGGACUUCCUGGUCCCACUGGUGAGCCUGGCAAACAAGGCCCAUCUGGUGCCUCUGGUGAACGUGGACCUCCUGGCCCAUCUGGACCCCCUGGAUUGGCUGGACCCCCUGGUGAAGCUGGACGCGAGGGUUCUCCCGGUGCUGAAGGUGCUCCUGGACGCGAUGGUGCUGCUGGUCCCAAGGGUGAUCGUGGUGAGAGUGGCCCAGCUGGUGCUCCUGGUGCUCCUGGUGCCCCUGGUGCCCCUGGCCCUGUUGGCCCUGCUGGCAAGAAUGGAGAGCGUGGUGAGAGUGGCCCUGCUGGUCCUGCUGGUCCCGCUGGUCCUUCUGGUGCUCGUGGUCCUGCGGGCGCACAAGGUCCUCGUGGUGACAAGGGUGAGACUGGUGAACAAGGUGAUAGAGGCAUGAAGGGACACAGAGGAUUCUCUGGUCUUCAGGGCCCCCCUGGCCCCCCUGGCUCUCCUGGUGAACAAGGUCCCUCUGGUUCUUCUGGCCCUGCUGGUCCAAGAGGUCCCCCUGGAUCUGCUGGUUCCUCUGGCAAAGAUGGUUUGAAUGGUCUCCCUGGUCCCAUUGGCCCACCUGGACCUCGUGGUCGUACUGGUGAUGUUGGCCCUGCUGGUCCUGCUGGACCUCCUGGACCACCUGGUCCCCCAGGCCCACCCAGUGGCGGUUUUGACUUCAGCUUCCUGCCCCAACCUCCUCAGGAGAAAGCUCAUGAUGGUGGCCGCUACUACAGAGCUGAUGAUGCUAAUGUAAUGCGUGACCGUGACCUGGAAGUUGACACUACCCUCAAGAGCCUUUCUCUUCAGAUUGAGAACAUCCGUAGCCCUGAAGGAACCCGUAAGAACCCAGCCCGUAGCUGCCGGGACCUGAAGAUGUGCCAUGGAGACUGGAAGAGUGGAAUGUAUUGGAUCGACCCCAACCAAGGCUGCAAUCUGGAUGCCAUCGAAGUCUAUUGUAAUAUGGAGAGUGGAGAGAGCUGUGUCUACCCAACUCAGGCCACUAUUGAACGGAAGAACUGGUACAGCAGCAUUAACCCCAAGGAAAAGAAACAUGUCUGGUUUGGUGAGACUAUGCCCGGUGGCUUCCAGUUUGAAUAUGGUAGUGAAGGAUCCAACCCAGCUGAUGUUGCCAUCCAACUGACCUUCUUGCGCCUGAUGUCCACUGAGGCUUCCCAGAACAUCACCUACCACUGCAAGAACAGUAUAGCUUACAUGGAUCAACAAACUGGAAACCUGAAGAAAUCUCUGCUCCUCCAGGGCUCCAAUGACAUUGAGAUGAGAGGAGAGGGCAACAGCCGUUUCACCUAUUCAGUUAUUGAGGAUGGCUGCACGAGUCACACCAACACUUGGGGAAAGACAGUCAUUCAAUACGAGACAACAAAAACUUCCCGGUUGCCCAUCAUUGAUGUGGCUCCUAUGGACGUUGGUGCUCCAGACCAGGAAUUCGGCUUUGAUAUUGGACCAGUCUGCUACUUGUAAACCCCAAAGGAAACCUGACAGUUUUAAAAAUAAAAUAAAAAACAGCCAAAAAAGAA
Molecule: messenger RNA, 4552 nt
Organism: Thamnophis sirtalis
Lineage: Eukaryota; Metazoa; Chordata; Lepidosauria; Squamata; Natricidae
Gene: COL1A1
Product: collagen type I alpha 1 chain
Cellular component (GO): extracellular matrix
Molecular function (GO): protein binding; extracellular matrix structural constituent
Source: RefSeq, a predicted model, not a curated record